AUGUCCAUGGACGAUGAUCUCUUCAAUGUCGGGGAUAACGACGAGGAUAUGCUAGAUGCAGAGGAGGAAAACGAUAGCUAUGGCAUGGACGUGGACCAGAACGACCAGAACGAAGAUGAAGACGAGAAUGGUGAUAAUAACGAAAACGACGAAAAUGACGAGAACGACAACGAGGAGGGGAACAACGACGACGACGGAAAUGAUGAGGAAGAGGGAAAUGACGACGAUGAAGAAGAUGAAGACGGAGAAGAUGGCGAUGACGACGACAAACACAAAGAACAAAAGUCUCAAGACGCCAAUGACAAUAAUAGAGAAGCAGAGAAAAAAGACGAACAAAACGGAAACAGCGAGGAGGAUUCGGCCAAUAAGGAAAGCAAUGGGCUGGAGGAGGCCAAUGGCGCCUCUGUUCCCAACGACGCCGUCAGUAUAAGACAGAGGGCUCUAGAAGGCAUGAAGAAAGCCAAUUACCUUGAUAUUUCGCCGAUGGUGGCGUGUCCAUACGCGAACCAGUGUCAUUCCUUUGCAGUUUCCGAGGGUCCCAAGUGGCUCUUGACCGGCGGUGAGGACGGGUUCAUCAGAAAGUACGACUUCACUGCAUCCAUAGAGGGAAAACUGCCGCUUACGGUUGCUCAGAAGCACAAUUUAAUGGACAGCAUCACCAAGGCAGGUGUCAUUGGCUCGUACUGGGAAAACGAGCAGCCGCAGACGAAACAGCAAAUCAUGGACGGCAAUCCCAAAAUCAAACCCUCAGACUUCACCUCAGGUGCCAUUUCAUACGAACCCAAGGUCAAUCCCGUAUAUGCUCUAGAUGUCGAGAGAAACGGCUACUGGUGUCUUUCGGGCUUGCUGUCGGGCGGCAUUUCCCUUUACACAAUGAUCUACAACGAGGGAGCCAUUCACCACUACUUCCCUCACAACAGCCAAAAACAGGCUCAACAUUCCACGGCAAACGGCCAUCUGGACACCAUCUCCGUGCUCCGGCUCAACUUUGAGCAGAACAGGUUUCUCUCGGGCUCGUGGGACAAGACCAUCAGGGAAUGGGAUUUGAACACAGGCAAGGUGGUCAAUUUAUACCAGGGCAGCACCGGUCAGAUCUCCACCAUCCAGUACAGGCCGUUGGGACUAACAGACAUUACGUUUGAAGUGGACGGAACGGAAGCAAAAAACGACAAUAGUGAUGUGGAUUCGUUAUUCGGCGACAGCGAUGAGGAGAGAGACAAGGACGAUGAUGAGGCAGCAGCAGCCAAGUCGAAACCAGAGACAAAGGGCAAAAAUAAGGUGGUCACCUCUGACUCCAUCUUCAUGAGCUCCAAUAUCGACGGUACCGUGAACAUCUGGGAUGCUCGUGUAUCUACAUCCACUGCUACUCUUCGAAUUGGCGUUCCUGAGGGAGUACCACCCUGGUGUAUGACCUCGGCAUGGUCUAAUGACGGUGACAAGAUUUACGUGGGUAGGAGAAACAGUACCGUUGAAGAGCUUUCAUUGCGGAUGCCACAUAAACUGGGCACUGGCUCUACAGCGGUGCCAAAUGUAUCCAAAACACUCCAGUUCCCCAAGAUUUCCGGCCCUGUUUCUGCCCUUGCCGUAAUGCCUAAUGACAACUUCCUUCUAUGUGGCUCGAACGACAACAUCCGUCUUUACAAUUUGGGUCUCUACAACGAGUUUGCCCAGGAAACAACCGUGCUGAAAAAGAGAGCUACACCUUUCUUCGUCAUUCCUGGCCACCACGGCGGAAUGUUGAGUAAUUUAUAUGUGGACGAUACCGGCCGUUUCAUGAUAAGCACAAGCAUCCUAUGCUGA
Messenger RNA from Candidozyma duobushaemuli, 1800 nucleotides. Its product is annotated as SAGA complex subunit. The transcript is spliced from 2 exons. Gene Ontology annotation, biological process: negative regulation of transcription by RNA polymerase II. NCBI's taxonomy places the organism in Eukaryota, Fungi, Ascomycota, Pichiomycetes, Serinales, Metschnikowiaceae. The coding region runs from base 1 to 1800 and encodes 599 amino acids. Gene Ontology annotation, molecular function: protein binding. Gene Ontology annotation, cellular component: nucleus; transcription repressor complex. The record is from RefSeq and is a predicted model, not a curated record.